AUGUCGGUCGCUGUUUCAGAGUUCCCAAGCAGAGCAGCCGAUCAUCUUGGGACUUUCAGCAGGCACAAUGAUCCAGCCUUGUUGGACAUCUCUGCUCUGGGAACCGCUGCCCAGAUCUUGGGUGUCAUCAAUCGUUACCGCUUGCAACCAUCACACGAUAAUCCCGCCAAGUCGGACAACGGUACUUUCAAGUUUCUGGCUACGAUAUAUAGCCACGUACGAGCUGGGCAAGCCAUCCCCAUGUGCUUGCCUGCGUUCCCCUUCAAAUCGCCGAACAGAUCCACAAAAGUCCUCGGCAAACUUCCCGACAAGGCCGAAGAACUGGCCUUGUCUCACCUCCAUGGACUUUGCAUGGCCAUCCGAGAUGUAUAUGCUCCUGGCGCCACGCUCACCAUCAUCUCCGAUGGCCUUGUAUACAACGAUUUACUUGGGGUUCCAGACAGAGAUGUGUGGGCUUAUGGAGAAGCUCUUCGGCAAGUUGCGGAAGCCAAGCGCUUCACUAGCAUAGCGUUCUCGCGGCUGCGGGAUCUCGUAUCCGUACCUCUUCCCGAGCAACUUGACGAGAUGACCUAUGUCGCCAACGCAUCCAACUUUCGCCUUGCGCUUCUAAACACCUUUGCUGACCCAAACUGGGAGUGGAAAGAGGUCAGCAAGGUCGAAGACGUCUGCCUCACUUACCGGGGAUAUAUCAAAUUUCUCGAGACCGACCUUGCAGACGUCUACCCUCUCCGAGAGGGGCGCACCAAGUCCAAGUACAAGCGGGGGGUUGAAUACAUUGCGAAGCACAUGAUGGCUCGCGGAAAUGCAUUUGCCACCGCGGUUCGACAAAGGUACAAGGACCAUGUUCGUCUGUCCAUUCACCAAUCUACGGGCGCCACCAAGAUCCCAAUCAGUCUUCUUCCCACAGAAACGACCUUCACCACGCCCUGGCACUGCUCGGUGGCUUAUAAGGUGGACGGUACUGUCGUGUCUGGCAUGAGGGCCGACUUUGAUAACGAUGCGACAUACGAACUCGUGACAGAAAACGGGAUUCCGAGCUAUUAUCGCGAAAAGUCGCCUCUAUUCUCUUGGGAUCUUGCCCAGGGCGCUGUGAGCUUUGAGCCAAUCUACCCCUGUGGGUGGAUGGUUCGGCCCGCCGGUGGACCUGAACCACUUUCGACACUUUCGAUCAACGACGUAGAUGCCAAGAAAGUCCGCUCACUGGCCGAAGUAAACUCCCCUGUCGUCUUGCGAGGCUUCUUCGAGUCCCCAAAGAAGGAAGCGUUCAUAGAAAAAGCCAAGGAGGUCGGCGAGCCACAGCCAUGGAGCUUCGGUCUUCUUCUCGAGGUUAAGGAUCGAGGAUCAGACUCUCGAGGGUUGAACAACACCCUGAGUGCCGAACUUAUGCCUUUCCACUACGAUGGCCUUUUCAAGACUGCUAAAAGGGUGGACGACAAUGGUGAAGAGAUCCUAGCCUCUCUGCCCCCAAAGUUCCAGUUCUUCGCCGGCGUCACCCCGUCCCCCCCGGACUCGGGAUACACCCUGUUCUCGUCAUCGACGGCGGUUUUCAAGCAUAUCCCCAAGUGGAUGACGGUGGAAGAUCUCUCGUCCAAGACUUGGACGGCAGCAACGCCGUGUUUUGGCUCGGCUGUGCUAAGAGGCUUGCCACUGGUUGUGCCACACCCUACCACUGGGAGGCCGUGCCUCCGAUAUCACGAACCGUGGCCGCAGUCCAAAACCAAGUUUGACCCCACUCGUGUGAGCAUUGACCAUGAGGACGAGGCAACGAGCCAGGCCAUCUGCGAGGCCAUCAAUUCGACACUACGUGACAGGCGCGUGGCCUACUAUCAUGCUUGGAAGGAGGGGGAUUUGCUCCUGAGUGACAAUACUUUGGCGUUGCACACUAGAAGUGCUUUCCUGUCUGGAAGUGACAGAGAGUUGUGGAGAAUACAUCUGGACUGA
Molecule: messenger RNA, 1941 nt
Organism: Ustilaginoidea virens
Lineage: Eukaryota; Fungi; Ascomycota; Sordariomycetes; Hypocreales; Clavicipitaceae
Exons: 4
Coding region: 1-1941 (646 amino acids)
Molecular function (GO): oxidoreductase activity
Source: RefSeq, a predicted model, not a curated record